AUGAUAGUAAUAAUGAUGAUGAUGAUGGUGAUGAUGAUGGUAAUGGUGAUGGUAAUAAUAGUGAUGAUGACCGAUGAUGAUGAUGACGGCGAUGAUGAUGAAAAUGAUGACGAUGAUGAUGAUAAUGGUGAUAAUUUAUUACUGCUAAAUGAUAAUGGUGAUAAUUUAUUACUGCUAAAAGAUGCUUAUGAUGAUAACAAUGAUGGUGAUUGUUGA
Messenger RNA from Loa loa (African eye worm), 216 nucleotides. RefSeq lists its product as hypothetical. The transcript has a single exon. Bases 1 to 216 code for a protein of 71 amino acids. The record is from RefSeq and is a predicted model, not a curated record. NCBI's taxonomy places the organism in Eukaryota, Metazoa, Nematoda, Chromadorea, Rhabditida, Onchocercidae.